Molecule: messenger RNA, 2516 nt
Organism: Pungitius pungitius (ninespine stickleback)
Lineage: Eukaryota; Metazoa; Chordata; Actinopteri; Perciformes; Gasterosteidae
Product: ERC protein 2-like
Exons: 9
Coding region: 60-998 (312 amino acids)
Biological process (GO): neuromuscular synaptic transmission; regulation of synaptic plasticity; maintenance of presynaptic active zone structure
Cellular component (GO): cytoskeleton of presynaptic active zone
Molecular function (GO): structural constituent of presynaptic active zone
Source: RefSeq, a predicted model, not a curated record
AUUUAUAGGUUGAAAACAAAGUAGAUAAGCCUCCAACAGGAAGCCCCACAACCCAAAACAUGGAAGAAACAGUCCGGAAGUGUCCAGACAUCACAGAUCGUCUGAGGCUUCUGGAGCAGGAAGUGGCUCGCAACAAAGAGGAAUCUGGGAAGUCACAGUCGGAAGUCGAGAGGCUAAUGGCGGCUCUAAGGGAUGCUGAGAUGGACAAGUUGUGCAAGGAGAAGAAAAUCGCUGAUCUCGAGAGGCAAGUGAAGUCGCCUAACAUCCGGGAGCAGACAAUGGUGGGUGAGAUGAGGAAAGAUGCACAUACUGAUGGACAUCCACACUCUUUAUCGCAGCCCCCUCGGGUUCCUCUUUCAGCUUCCCAGGGUGCCAUGCGGGAGACGGCGGAGGGGAUCAGGGAGCUGGAGAGGGCACUGAGGGAGAGCAUGAACACGUCUGCACAUAGAGAGGCUCUCUGGGCGCAAGAGGAGGCAGCUCGUAUUCAGGCCCAGAGACAGUUGGAGGAGCUGAUGGGGGCUUUAGAGAAGACACGCCAGGAGCUGGAUGCCACCAAACUGCAUCUGUCCUCCACUCAGCAAUCCCUGCACGAGAGAGACGGACACCUCAAUAGUCUUCGCCACGAGAGACGGAAACAGCUGGAGGAGAUUCUGGAGAUGAAGCAGCAGGCUUUGCUGGCAGCCAUCAGUGAGAAGGAUGCUAACAUUGCCCUGCUGGAGUUAUCCUCCUCCAAAAGGAAAAAAUCCCAGGAAGAAGUGAUGGCGCUGAAGAGGGAGAAAGAUAAACUCAUGCACCAGCUUAAACAGCAGACUCAGAGCAGAAUGAAGCUGAUAGCGGAUAACUACGAGGAAGAUCACGUUCACCCUCAACAUCAUCCUCACCAUUCUCACCACUCGCACCCUGCAAACAUGCAUCACCGAAGCCUGCCAAGAGGGUCCGCCCAUGGCAACCACCGACCACGUAUGGACCAGGACGAUGAAGAGGGAAUAUGGGCAUGAUGACCAUCUUCACGGAAACCCUGUAUUGAUUUGUCCACCCUGCUGUAAGAUCCAGGUAACCAAGAGGCUCCUGUGCUUCGACUGCAGGCACUGCACACUCAGCCAGCCUACAAUUCCCACCAUGAUGAUCACCUGACAUACAGAGAGGACUUCAUAUAUGGACAAGCUCAGCGUUCAGCCUGUCGGAGAUCAUACCAUCUCACCGAUGAACGCCACCUCCGAUGAAAAAUGCAAUGGCCAUCUCAGGGUGGUUGAAUGUCCCUCACAGGCCCAUCUGUUAUCCGUGUGGAGCUACAAGGCAUUGGCAAGCGGCCUUCAUUUCCCUAGCUGUUUUCAAUAGACUGCGAGCGAGAUUCAAUUUGCAGUGCUGCGGUGCUACGGAGUCCUGGCUUCGCAUCAAGUGGCAAUCACUCCACCGCCGUCGACUACUGGUGUGGCUGAGCCGCGUCGGUGGAUGGUCGGAAACCCAUGCUGGCCCUGGACUGGUUUAUGAAUGUGUGUACUUCUGCAGCUAAAUAUCAGACUUUUGCAAAUAUAACAACAUGGACCUCAAAAAAUGCACAAUCCACAGAAACCUUCUCAAUGUACCGUGCCAAAGGAGACAACUCUGCCCGCCGAAACAAAUUACCGAAAUGGGGCCGCGUCUGAAUCAUUCGGGCUACCCGGGAAAUCGUCCCAAUUACUCAUUUCUUUGACAAUCUUCUGUUUUUGUGCUGAGAGAUCAACAAGAAAAAGGCAAAUUUGGGCUUAAAGGUGCCCCAUCAAAACAGUUUGAGGAUCAGCUUACACCUUCUCCAAAAUCAGGACCCUUUUUAACAAGGAAGGAGUCACGGCUGACCUCCAAUCAGCCGGCUUACUAUAAGAACGGUCUGUUUAUACCUUUCUCCUUGUGUUCUUUUAGCCUGCUGUGCAUUUGUUUAAUGAACCAAUAUCAUGUUGUUAGCUUUUCUACAUCCAAAACGGUUUUGAGUGCCACUAUUCUUUCUUUUUUCUUUUUUUUUUACGUUUCGACAGCUUUGUGUAACUUAUUACGCAGUGUAUUAUUUUGUUGUCUAUUUGUUGAUCCUGGGAAUCUGGGUGGCGAGUCUGUUUUGUUAUGAAGCAACUUGCAUUUUAAAGCACUGCGUCAUUACUUUUUUCACCGCACUGGAAGAUGAUGAGUCCAGACGGUGGUGUUUUUGGGUUGAACAGUAUAACGGUGUUUCUAUUUUGUCCUUACGUAACAUUUACAUUUUGGUAAAGUGUGUGUGUGUGUGUGUGUGUGCGCAUGUGUGUGUGUGUGUGGUGUCAGGCUGCUCUCAUGUUUGUGAGGACUGUGAAAGUUUGGGGGAUAACAGUAUUCAUCCCUCAAUGGUUCCACAGUGUUUUGCAGUGGUCAGCUGGUUUCUCUUGUUUAAAUAAAAGUUGUUUUCACUAGAACUGCAACCUGUGUUUUUAUCAAAAAGACAAUAAUCAGCACGUCGACAUCGACACUGUUGUUGGUAUAUUUAAGUGAAACAAUGCGUUUUUCCAAAAGUA